Messenger RNA from Caenorhabditis sp. 36 PRJEB53466, 1421 nucleotides. The record is from the annotation of a GenBank genome assembly. Lineage: Eukaryota; Metazoa; Nematoda; Chromadorea; Rhabditida; Rhabditidae.
AUGGCACAACAAGGUGAAUGUAAAACUUCUGAGCGCAUAAUCAUCAUUAUCUUUACAGAUCUGAAUGAAAAAUGUACAAAAACUCAUAGAUGCCUGAUCAACGUACUUAUUCUCGUUCAAAUUUGCUCUUUUCUCUCCUGCUAUGUAGCUGUUCAGUCUAUAUUCCGUAAACGGUAAAGGUAUCCUGUUUCAGGGAAAUUAUUAGAAAUUACAGUGAAUUGCUCACUUUCACGACCGUAAUACUUGCCAUCACACUCCUAAUCUGUACCGUUGUGUCUCUUUUGAUUAGUUUCGUUACUGUAGCAUUAUCACGUACAAGUAAGGCUUUUUUCGAUUUAUAAGGUUCAGUUUUGGAUUUAGACAAUGUCAAAAGCAUGCUCGUCUCCGGUACCGUCCUCAUUGUCAUAUUCAUUGUUUCUAUAGGCAAAUUCUAGAUUCGAUCCUUUAUGCGAAUAUAAACACUGUUUUCAGGAGUCGCAGUCUUAUUGCAACAACAGGGAGCUACAGAUAAAUCCAGUUUCGAAAAUAGUUUUUUGGAAGUUUUGCAAGCAAAUUCUGAAAAUAGAUUACAGGUGAUUGCUAAUCAUCUUGUGGCUUCAUAAUUGCAAUUUUCCAUGCUCUUCACAAAAUGCAACAGAAUUCUCAAUGUUGUGGAGUUCCUCUUCCAACAGAGACGAUAUGGAAUGAGUCCCUUCUGCCGUUCUCCUCUCCCUGGUCCUCAUGGUAUUACUAUACAAUUCUGAACGAAGAGUACAUUGAAGAAGCACGGUACGUGACAUCUAGAGUACUGUUGAGGCCACGUUCAAAUUCGUUGUCAGCACAUGAUUUUUUCGUGCUAGUUGCAUACAGUAGAACCGAAAAGUCUACAAAAGUGUUUCAGACGUCUGUUCACUCUCCCUUGGUCAUGCUGCUCCGGUAGUACAACGUUGUGCGAGCAUCUCGCUUUCGAAAGGUUUCUCAAGACCUUCAAAAUAAUUUUAAAAAUUUUUGUAGGGUUUCAAUCGACACAACGAACAAAGAUAUGAUUAUUGAAGAGCUAGCCGAAUUGCAGCGCAGAGAUGUUAGGAAGUAUCAUGCGAUAUCAAUCGGAGCUGAGAAUAUUUUCAGAGAGUUGACAAGUCCCACACGGCUAGGGAGACUGUAAACUAUCAAUCUUGUGGAUCUUCUUCAGGCGUGAUAUCAGAUGGCGUGGGACCAAAAUUAAUAGUCUUUCAAGUUCUUUUCGGUCAGUAUUGUAAACACGUUACAUAUUACUUAAGUAUUAAUAAAUAUCUACUUCCUAUUAAAAAGUUGUAGUGGUUACUUUCUAUUUAAACAGAAGAUGCUGUAGAAUUCCAAUCAAUUGCUUUUCAGCAUCCACUAUCAUAUUAAUUGGUGCACAAGGACUUCACAUUUGGCGCAUUAUAUCCACCCAUCAAUGA